AUGGCUAAUCGAAGGCAAUAUAAGCACAUGCGUAAAUGGACAGAUCAAAUGAACGAGGAUCUUUUGAGUUGCAAACGCGAGGCUGUGGCAAUGACACAAAUAGAACAACCACCGUUGGAUGGAAAUUGCAAGAAAAAAGGCUAUAUUAAACUCAUGAAGGAGCUAUGGGAUGCGAAAGGAUAUAAUGAUUUUGGCUUCUCAAGCCAGAAUUUGCGUGAUCAAGCUGCAAGGCUGGAGAAAUCUUUGGAGCUGGGGGACUCGAGAAACGUAUCAAGAGAUUCUGUUGCUAUAAACCAAAGCAAUUAAUUUACCGGAGUUGAAUAAAGACAAUUUAAUACGGGAUUCGCAAACGGGAGAGGGCUCAAACGGUUUCGAUAAGUCGGCGAAAGAUACCGCCUUGAUUAAUGAAUCGCAGUAUACAAAUCAAACGAAUGAAUUGCAAACAACAACCCGCCACGAUUUGCAUAAUAGUCAACAUGAAAUUCCGGGAGCACUCGACCAGAACGAAGAUAAUGCAAUUAUCUCGGGCUGUCUUCCGGAGUAUAAUGUAAAUAAACGACCUAUGAUUAAUUGGGGGAAGCGAGGCGAUGGACGAACAAUAGUUAUAUCGACUUCAGACAUUACAGAUGCAUAUGAUGAAAUUACAGCGUGGAAAAAGAAUGUUUUUCUAGUGCCAUACGGGAAAAUAGGAAGGGAUUUUAUGGAUCAAAUAACGAUGCAUAUAAACGACUGGAAUAGCGGUUCGGAAAAUCAACAUGUUUCCCUAAAAGCUGUUUUUGUACUUCUCGCCGUUGGGCUUCAAAAGCCAAACCCGAAGUCCAAGGCAAAGGACCAUCAAGAUGCCUUGUCAAAGCGACUUGCACUUUGGAAGGACGGUGAGAUCAGUAAGCUAAUACGUGAGGGACGAAUCAUACAAAGUCGUAUUGGAAAAUUUAAAGGAUCAAACCACCUGAUAAAGCUAAAGUCUUUGCUAAGCUUGUGCUAG
Molecule: messenger RNA, 985 nt
Organism: Paramuricea clavata
Lineage: Eukaryota; Metazoa; Cnidaria; Anthozoa; Malacalcyonacea; Plexauridae
Source: the annotation of a GenBank genome assembly